GGAGGAGGUAUAAAACGGUGUCGUACUCGGAGAGCCUAAAAACAAAACACUUGUGCAAGAGCGACUAGCGUCACUGACCCGCCCCUCCCUUCCCUUCGUGGUUGUUGAAGUCGAGAGCCGGUGCUCAUCUUCCGCCCCAUCGCCGCCAUGAAGCUCGUCAGGUUUCUGAUGAAAUUGAACAACGAAACCGUAUCGAUCGAGCUCAAGAACGGUACAAUUGUUCAUGGCACCAUUACAGGUGUUGAUAUCAGCAUGAACACACAUUUGAAAACAGUUAAACUAACACUGAAGGGGAAAAACCCAGUGACUCUGGAUCAUCUCAGUGUGAGGGGUAACAACAUUCGUUAUUAUAUCCUUCCUGACAGCUUGAAUCUUGAGACUUUGCUGGUUGAAGAGGCACCUAGGGUCAAGCCUAAGAAGCCAACUGCUGGGAAGCCUUUGGGGCGUGGGCGUGGUCGAGGGCGUGGACGUGGUCGUGGCCGCGGUCGUUGAAUUGCAUAUUCAGAAUUUUUGUGCCAUAUGGUUAUGUCUUAGGAGGAAUUUAUGAGUGGUCUUGUGGACAUCUAAAGAGUGUUCUUGCUGAUUAGUUAUGUUGGCUUUGCUUACAUUGCCAUUAUUUUUGAACAAGUGCUUUCAAGUUCUUUUGUAUAAUUCCUUCCUCAGUUCUUUAACUGAGUAAUACUUUGUUGACUUCUAAAGGAUACCUAACACCACUCAAGUUUCAACUGAAGUCUGCAUGUAUGUUUUUAUCAUCUUAUCUAAGGGAAAUGGAUCUUAUAAUCAA
Medicago truncatula (barrel medic) is the source of this 784-nucleotide messenger RNA. Its product is annotated as small nuclear ribonucleoprotein SmD1a. Bases 148 to 492 code for a protein of 114 amino acids. The transcript has 4 exons. The record is from RefSeq and is a predicted model, not a curated record. Gene Ontology annotation, biological process: spliceosomal snRNP assembly; RNA processing. Gene Ontology annotation, molecular function: RNA binding. Lineage: Eukaryota; Viridiplantae; Streptophyta; Magnoliopsida; Fabales; Fabaceae.